Molecule: messenger RNA, 1482 nt
Organism: Amoebophrya sp. A25
Lineage: Eukaryota; Dinophyceae; Syndiniales; Amoebophryaceae
Source: the annotation of a GenBank genome assembly
GCUCAUCAUGAAGAUGGAGAUGUCGUUUAUUUCCUCAUCCAUUAACAAGCUGAUUUUUUUAUCUAUCAUACAUGUGUAGUUGCUUUGUGCUUGUUCUGGAUCUUGAACGAAUCGCUGUGCAACAGGUUCUUGUGGACACGGAAGGUUGAAUCAUUGUCCUUACUUUUAGGUUUUAUUGUUCGACGAUUCUCUCAUUCUGAGUCAGUCUGAGAAGAUCCAGGCCUAGGAAUUGACACUGGAAUAGUUGUAACAACACUGCAUUAAGCCUGUGGGAGUGUCGAUAAUUGUUCCAAAAGUUGUAUCGAGAAAAACCUCUACCUCAUCAAAGAAACUUCUUUGAUCAUCAUGGCAUCUCCAAAUUACAACUCCGACGCCGCUAAAAAUAAGAUGUUGGUGGAAGCGACAGCCAUCGACUGCUUCAUCAUGCAGGUGUACAACGCAGACCCGGUGCAGUAUGUAACCGAAAAGGUCUCAACAGCGGCAACUAGAUUCCACUUAUGAGCCUACAACUACUACUACUACUACUACUACUACUACUAGUACUACUAACGACGUGUUCAGUUUUUCUUUCUUUUUUGGACUAAUAUUCAUUGAUUGCUACUACAACUGCCUACUUAUAUAUUUCUCGUCAUUCUCUAUCAAUCUACCGGUGUCUCUAUCUCAUCAUUCUAGGCGGGUGUCAUUGGCGUCGCUAUUUUUCAAGAAGAUGUUUUCGUGCCUCAGCCUCACGCUUUCACUUCCUACAAAUUCAGAAUUACAACUUGUUUAGCUUGGUGCUUUCAUUUUUACGGAUGUGGGAGACCGGACUGCACAGGGCAUUUCACUACUCUUUCAUCCCGGCGAUCACAGUGGGGGGACUUUGGUACUCUGGGGAUCUUUCGUUGGGUAUGAUGCUCGCUAGUCUCAACCCUCUCCUGAUGUGAGUGAUCGCUCGAUCAUGAGAUGACCUGUCGUACGGAGUUCCGCAUCGGAUGAUCAUGGAUGUGCAGGACUGUCCGCCGGAACCAGAUAGGUGGAGAUUCUAUUUCUACCGUAUUUUUUCAAAUUUUUGAGUGAUGUUCAGUCGUAAUGAUCCUCAAGAAGAACGCGACACAUAAACGAUAUACAUCACAGGAUCGCAUGCAUAUGCUUGUGAUUAUCCAGUGGUCAUCUUCCAACAAGUUAUACACGAUAUUUCACCUCGUUUUUCUCACGUUGUUUAUUGGAGUUUGUUCCCUCUCUCCCAAAAAUGGACCCCGCGAGCUCGAUUUGAAGAUGAACGCCCCUCAACAUAUUUUCCUGUUCUUUGACUUUGAUGCAUCCGAAAACUGUUCACAAGAAAUUGAUUUAGUUUCUCUAUCGCCUGCGCCUUAUGCACGCUAUCGUGCCGUAGAGUCGGAGCUUUUUUACAUACAGACUUCUUGAGUGACAUUGGCCUUGAUGCGCUGUAUGGACAAGUAAAAGGAUAACGAGUGAUUAUUUAGAGUGAGACUUAUUUUACAU